CGCCAAGACAGCUAUAUCUCUUCAGGCUCAACGAGACCCCCUGCGGAAAAGCCGAAGAAACCAUUGUAUUACAUCUACUGCGUAUUACGCAUCUCCCUCCGGGAUGACAGGCACUAGAACAACAUUUCCUGCAUGAAUGGUCCAUACAGGAGCCGGCAAGGUGGCUGCCGUCUUGCUCCGAUGACGUGGAUUUCCCGAAGCCGUUGACACGCUUGGGUUAUAAAUAUAUGACUUUCAAACAUCAAUCAGCUAUCAACCCAACGGAAACAAAAUCGCUCAGAAUUCUUCACUGGAUCUACACGUUGAGUGGUAAAAAGAUUCUAGCAAUAUGCACUUUUCAAAAUUUCUCCUUCUCUCCGCUGCGACCCUCGCAGUUGCGCAUCCCGGUGAGAAGCAUGAUCCUCAUGUGCUGAAGCGCGAGAUUCACGCUCGUGAUGCUCUUACUGCCCGGUCGAAGCGUGGCCUCGAUGCAUGUGCUACUAGUGAGCAUGCCAAGCGACUGCAGCAACGUAACAUCGCCCGUCGUGCCCGUACCGUUCGUGAGCUGCGCAACGCCCGUGGCGUGACGACUAGUCCCAAGAAGUGGCGCCGUGACUCUGAUGAUCUGGAGAAGUGGGAGGCUGUCAACCACAACAUGACCGGCUUGGUCGACUUUACUGCCGAGACGCCCGAAAGCUCGGUCUUCGGCGGUAACACCAGUGCCAUCUUGUCUCCCACGAUCACCGACGGACCAUACUAUGUAUGGGGCGAAGUGCAGAGGAGCAAUGUCAAGGAGGACGAGUACUGUGACGGCGUUGACGUGUACUUGGAGGUCCAAUACAUUGAUGUCAACACUUGCAAGCCAAUUCCAGGUGCCUUCGUCGAUAUCUGGAAUGCUAACGCCACCGGCGUGUACAGUGGCAUAUCCACUUCAGGCAACUAUGCGGCUGACGGCUGGGAUAGCACUUACCUGCGUGGUAUCCAGGAAUCUGAUCAAGACGGCGUUGUGGCCUUCCAAACCAUUUUCCCGGGUCACUAUGACGGUCGUGCCACUCACACCCACCUUUUGACUCACCUUAAUGCAUCGGUCCAUGAUAACAAUGGCACACUCGUUGUGGGAACCGGCAGCGUCGCACACAUCGGUCAGCUGUUCUGGAACGAGGUCUUGCGCUCCGCCGUCGAGGACACCUACCCCUACACCACCAAUACCCAAGACAUCACUAGCAAUGCUGAUGACAUGUGGUCCAUCGAACAAGCCUCCAGCUCUUACGACCCAUUCCCCGACUAUGUGUACCUCGGAAACGAUCUGAAGGAUGGCCUCUUUGCCUGGAAGCAGAUUGGCAUCAACGCCAGUGCCGACUACACCGAUAACUCCUACUACAGCAUUGCUGCUUACUAUGACGAGAACGGUGGCCACCAGAAUACCGACAGUGCUGCAUUUGGAGGCGGUUCUGGUAGCGAGGGUGGUAUGCCCUCGGGCUCUCCCUCCGGUGCCAUGCCUUCCGGCACUCCAAUGUAGAGAAAUCGUGCCUAGACACGGCAUGAUCUCUCUUUCCGGCUAGGCGAAGGUCUAUUAUACUACGGAUCGAGUGUGCCUCGGGCUUAGAGCCAUGAUUCACAUCGCUCAGU
Aspergillus pseudonomiae is the source of this 1608-nucleotide messenger RNA. RefSeq names its product intradiol ring-cleavage dioxygenase. The transcript is spliced from 3 exons. The record is from RefSeq and is a predicted model, not a curated record. Bases 329 to 1498 code for a protein of 389 amino acids. Gene Ontology annotation, molecular function: oxidoreductase activity, acting on single donors with incorporation of molecular oxygen, incorporation of two atoms of oxygen; ferric iron binding. Lineage: Eukaryota; Fungi; Ascomycota; Eurotiomycetes; Eurotiales; Aspergillaceae.